Trematomus bernacchii (emerald rockcod) is the source of this 1776-nucleotide messenger RNA. It is a transcript of the gene tm2d2, whose product is annotated as TM2 domain containing 2. The record is from RefSeq and is a predicted model, not a curated record. The transcript is spliced from 4 exons. The coding region runs from base 94 to 807 and encodes 237 amino acids. Lineage: Eukaryota; Metazoa; Chordata; Actinopteri; Perciformes; Nototheniidae.
ACGUCACAGGAACCCAAACAGCCGUGCUCAGCUGCUGUUGUUGUGUCUGUAAACAACAACAUGUUUCCUCUCCCUACAGCGGUAUUUUAAACCAUGAUCUCCGUGAGUUACCUCCUGCUGUGCGGACAGCUGCUGCUCCUGAUCUCCGUGAUUCUGCUUCAGUUUCUGGAGGGGAUCCACUCCCAGAACUCCUCCAGCCCCGCGAGUCCCGAGGCCUCCUCCUCCCCGGGCCACAGAGCCUCAGAGCCGGGCAGCAGAGCCACGGAGCCCCCGGCCUCCAGCCAGCUGCCUCCGGAGCUCCAGAGCUACGAAGCCCCGGCGGAGAGCACCAACUACACGGAGCCUUUCGAGUACAAACCUCGGUCUCCGGUGGUCCUGUGCAGCUACCUCCCGGAGGAGUUUGUGUUCUGUCAGGACCCGGUGGACCACGCAGGAAACCACAGCGCCUUCCUGGAGCUGGGACACGGCUGCGUGGGGUGGGGGGGGCAGACUCAGAAGGAGGUGAACCAUACGAAGGUUGUGUGUUCGGCGCUGGACGACAUCGAGUGUGCCGGAGCACGAGAGUUCCUGAGAGGCAACUUCCCCUGCAUCAAGUACACCGGGCACUACUUCAUCACCACGCUGCUCUACUCCUUCUUCCUCGGGUGCUUCGGGGUGGACCGGUUCUGCCUCGGUCACACGGGCACGGCGGUCGGGAAGCUUUUGACGCUCGGGGGUCUCGGCAUCUGGUGGUUCGUGGAUCUGAUCCUGCUCAUCACCGGCGGGUUGAUGCCCAGCGACUACAGCAACUGGUGCACCUACUACUGAGGAAAGAGGGUUAGAAACAGAGGGAGAUGAGAUGAGAUAAGGUGGAACUUUAUUCAUCCUCUUGGGGAAAUUCAGGCGUUUAAUGGCAGCAACAUGGUCAGUUAAAAAAAACACAAGGUAAAAAUAAAGACAAAUAGAAUAAAAUAAUUUAAAUAAUAGUCUCCAAAAAACACCUUAACUACCUACUAAAAUACCACCUUAAGUUUCCAAAUACCACCUUAACUGUCCAAAAAUAGAUUUAAAGUGUCCCCUGUGUGUCUCAGGUACACCGGGCACUCACGCUGCUCUAAUCAGAUUUGUUUUUAUAGGAAAACAGAAUCUCAGAAUUCCAACUUUUUUUUCUCAGAAUUAAAAAAAAAAAUCUUAAAAUUCCGACCCCACAACUUUUUUUUCUUAGAAUUCCCACUUUCCCCCUCACAGAACUUCAACUUUUUUUUCUCAGAAUUCCCAAAAUGUUUUCUUAGAAUUCCCCAAAAAAAUUCUCAGAAUUCCCAAAUAUGUUUCUUAAAAUUCCGACUCACAUUUUUUUCCUCAGAAUUCUGACUUUUUUUUCUUAUAAUUCCGACUCACAGAACUUCUAAUUUUUUUUCCCACUACUCACAUUUUUUUUCUUGGAAUUCUGAUUUAUUUUCUCACAACUGCGACUUUUUUCUCAGAAUUCCCCAAAAUUUUUCUUAGAAUUCCAACUUUUUUUUCUCAGAAUCCCCAAAAAUUUUCUUAGAAUUCUGACUUUUUUUUCCCACAACUCACAUUUUUUCCUCCAAUUCCGAGAUCUCAUGUGUUUCUCACGCGUGGCCGUAACCCUCCUCCGUUUAAAACCAAGAUGUGUUUCUCUUGAAAAUGUCCUGGAGUCUCUUUAAGAUGUUGUACAUACUUUUGAUCGUGAAGGGAUUUAUUUUGUACUGUUCUAUUUAUGCCUUAUUGAGUCAGAAAAUACGUGUCAUGGUGAAAUAAAUACAUACAAAUAUA